This is a messenger RNA of Megalobrama amblycephala (Wuchang bream), 2361 nucleotides long. RefSeq names its product vacuolar protein sorting 4 homolog A (gene vps4a). The transcript has 11 exons. The coding region runs from base 196 to 1503 and encodes 435 amino acids. Gene Ontology annotation, molecular function: ATP hydrolysis activity; ATP binding. Gene Ontology annotation, biological process: endosomal transport; vacuole organization. The record is from RefSeq and is a predicted model, not a curated record. NCBI's taxonomy places the organism in Eukaryota, Metazoa, Chordata, Actinopteri, Cypriniformes, Xenocyprididae.
UCUGUUUCCGGCGGACAGAAAAGUAGUGAACACUGGAGGGUAGCAACAUCCGUUUCUAUGCUUGCUUAUAUCACAUUAUAUGAACCUUUAUUAAAUUAACUAUUUUACUGUUGUCGUUAUUUAACGAGCAAUUUGAAUAUAUUAUUAGUGGUAAUAAUAGGGCGCUGCAGUGAAACCGCGGGCGCGUGAGAUGAAAUGACAACGUCAACACUGCAGAAAGCGAUUGAGCUGGUGACUAAAGCCACAGAGGAGGACAAGGCCAAGAACUAUGAGGAGGCACUGAGACUCUACCAGCAUGCUGUGGAGUAUUUCCUGCACGCCAUCAAAUAUGAAGCACACAGUGACAAGGCAAAGGAAAGCAUACGUGGGAAGUGUAUGCAGUAUCUGGACAGAGCCGAGAAACUCAAGGACUACUUGAAAAACAAGGACAAACAGGGCAAGAAACCAGUGAAGGAAACACAAGGCAAUGACAAAAGUGACAGUGACAGUGAGGGAGAAAAUCCAGAGAAAAAGAAACUCCAGGAGCAUCUGAUGGGUGCGAUUGUGAUGGAGAAGCCCAAUGUGAGGUGGAGUGAUGUGGCCGGACUGGAGGGGGCAAAAGAAGCCCUGAAGGAAGCUGUCAUUCUACCCAUCAAAUUUCCACACCUGUUCACAGGCAAGCGCACUCCAUGGAGGGGUAUUCUUCUGUUUGGACCGCCCGGCACAGGAAAGUCUUAUCUGGCCAAAGCUGUCGCCACCGAGGCCAAUAACUCCACUUUCUUCUCUGUGUCUUCCUCUGAUCUCAUGUCUAAGUGGCUCGGAGAGAGUGAAAAACUGGUGAAGAAUCUGUUUGAUCUGGCUCGCCAGCAUAAGCCGUCCAUCAUCUUCAUAGAUGAGGUGGAUUCUCUCUGUGGAUCCAGAAAUGAGAAUGAAAGUGAAGCGGCUCGGAGGAUCAAGACGGAGUUCCUGGUGCAGAUGCAGGGUGUUGGUAAUAGCAGUGAUGGGAUAUUAGUUCUCGGUGCUACUAACAUUCCCUGGGUCCUUGAUGCUGCUAUUCGCAGGAGGUUUGAGAAGCGCAUCUACAUCCCACUCCCAGAGGAGCCUGCGAGAUCGGCCAUGUUCCGCUUACAUCUAGGUAACACUCCUCACAGCCUGACAGAGGCAGACCUGCGUCAGUUGGCCCGCAAAACAGAUGGAUAUUCUGGAGCCGAUAUAAGCGUCAUAGUACGAGAUGCUCUCAUGCAGCCUGUCAGGAAAGUGCAGUCCGCCACGCACUUCAAAAAGGUGCGAGGGCCGUCUCGCAGUAACAGUUCUGUGAUGGUGGAUGACCUCCUGACCCCGUGUUCUCCCGGUGACCCUGAUGCCAUAGAGAUGACCUGGAUGGAUGUACCAAGUGACAAACUACUGGAGCCCAUAGUGUGCAUGAUUUUGGGCCUAAACAUGUCGCGUGACAUCAUCACAACGUACAUUCAGCCAAAGGAAAGCCCACUUCGAAGUAGGCUAUGUGCGCUGACCUUGAAUUGAUCGACAAACAACUGUUUGCGCCGUUGCUUCGGCAAUGCAUCUGUCAGUCAGUCAACCACUGCAACAACCCUGCUCCCGUUGUGUGCACGGUUUAUAGUUACGUUCUUUUGCACUUUUUACUUUUUACAUUUUGUGUAUUCUUCAAAAGUAGGCCACUGUUACAUUUAAGGUUCUUUUUUUGUUGUAUUAUAAAAAUACUAAUCAACCCUGUAAAGCCUGAAAUAAUUAAAGCCUAAUAGUCAGAAAAUAUAUAUAUUUUUUAAACAGAAGUUUUUUUUUUUACCUUUUAGACAAAAUGUAAAAGAAAAAAGUUUGAAUGUGUUUUAUGUUUUGUCAUAUAUUUGAUACACCAGGAUUCACAAUAUGAUAUGGUGAGUAUGGAGGGGAAAAUUUUAUUCAGAGGCCAAAACUGAGCAAAAAAUGCUGUUUGCUGCGGUUGUUAUUUAUGACCAAAAAUGUAAGUCAAUGUAAGUUCUUGAGCUCAGAAAAGUAAUAAAAAUGUUAGAAGAAUACUGACUCUGGUGUAUUUUUAUUGAAAAACGACACAAGAAAUGCCGCAAAUUUUGAGAAAAGCCAUUUUAGUCAUUUUAAGUCAUUUUAAGCUGCAGAAAUCAGAAAAAAAUCCCGCAAAAUCCUGGAGGGACUGAUAAACGCAUACUGUCCGCUCAAGUGGACAUCUGGAAAUCUCUUUAGAAAAUAUGUGUAAAAAAAAAAAAAAAAAAAAUCUUGUUUUUCAUGCUCUAAGAGAAAUAAAAACAUGAAAAAAAUCCUGACUGAGAAUAUCAUAAUUCAUGCAUGAAAGGAAUAAGAUGGCAGAUUUAUUGCUAAUUGUUAUUGACAAAAAAUAUAUACACACAC